Arachis stenosperma is the source of this 1370-nucleotide messenger RNA. Its product is annotated as transcription factor TCP19. Gene Ontology annotation, molecular function: DNA-binding transcription factor activity; sequence-specific DNA binding. The transcript is spliced from 3 exons. The record is from RefSeq and is a predicted model, not a curated record. The coding region runs from base 116 to 1252 and encodes 378 amino acids. Gene Ontology annotation, cellular component: nucleus. Lineage: Eukaryota; Viridiplantae; Streptophyta; Magnoliopsida; Fabales; Fabaceae.
UUCGGAUAAGUGGGGUUCUCAACUUCUCAUCCGUUGCUAUUUGCUAGGUGCCAGAAAGCUUCAAACCGCAGUCAACGUAUCAAGAGAAGAAGAAGAAGAAGUAGAAGAAGAAGAGAUGGAAGCGAAUCAUGGCGGUUUCAGCGAAGAACCGAACGACACUCAAAGCGCCGACGUAUCACCCUCUGAGACAACGCCAAUAGCGAAAGCGCCGGAACCUAGGUUCCCGGAGCCGGUACCUCCGUCUCCGGUGGCGGUGCCUAUGAAGGAGGAGCUCGCGGACUCCGAGAAGAGCCUUGAGGAGCGUCUCCAGGUGGCGAUUGUUCCCACGCCGGUGGCAAGGAGGCCGUCGAAGGACCGCCACACGAAGGUAGAGGGGCGCGGCCGGAGAAUCCGGAUGCCGGCGACGUGCGCCGCCAGGAUCUUCCAGCUGACACGGGAGUUAGGCCUCAAGUCCGACGGGGAAACAAUACGGUGGCUGCUGGAACAGGCUGAGCCGGCCAUCAUCGAGGCCACCGGUACAGGAACGAUCCCGGCAAUCGCGGUUUCGGUGGGUGGCACACUCAAGAUCCCAACGACGUCGACGGCGACGCCACAAGGCGAAGAAGAGGCGUCGAGAAAACGAAGAAGAAGGGCAUCGAACAGCGAGUUCAUUGAUGUGAAUGAAGAACAACAAUCCUCAGUGUCUUCGGGUCUCGCACCAAUCACACAAACCGCAUACGGCGCUAGUUCUAGUGGUGGUGGUGGACUCGUUCCAAUGUGGACUAUUGGUGGCGGUGGUGGUGGUUCUAAUGGUCCUUUUUUCAUGUUCCCAAAUGCUGCUGCUACUUCUUCCGGGGAUGGUGUUGCGAACCAUCCUCAUUAUUGGGCUUUUCCAGCGAAUGCGGCGCCGUAUUUCAACGUUCAAGCUCGGCCUAUUUCGGGGUUUGUUGCGGCUGAGCAAUUAGGCCAUGUGGUAGUGCAGCAGCCGCAGCCGCAGCCGCAGCCGCCGCCGCCUAGUUGUUGUUCUUCUAAUGGCUCUGCUAACUCUUGUUCUACUCUGGCUCCUAGUUUGAGCUCUGGAACCAGUGCUACUAAUAAUGGCUCUACUUCUACUUCUAGUGCUGCUACUCAGAUGCUUAGGGAUUUCUCUUUGGAGAUUUACGACAAGAAAGAGUUGCAAUUCUUGGCUUGCUCUUCCUCUUCUUCUGCCGUUGCUGAAGCUAAGUUGGAACAACCACCACCUCAGACUCUCAGUUCUAAGCCUUCAAACUGAAGAGAAUAGAGGCCUUUUUGUUUUUAAGGUUUUUUAGGAAGAAAAUGGACAGGGGCAGUUUUGUGCAACCUGGGUUUUUGUUUGUUUUGGUUAAUGGAACACAUUCUUCAAAAUUCAA